AUGGCGACCUCCUCGUCACAGGCGGUCCUUGCCUGGGAUCCAGCAAGCUCCAUACCUACGUUGACGGGUAGCUUACUUUCUCUCGUUGCGACAACCACCGUCAUACUGCUCUGGAUCUUCGCCCGCGGCAGAAAGAGGCGCGACUUCCGCUAUGCAUUGAUCUUGAAUCUCACGGUAGCUGAGUUCCUUAACAGUCUGAACAACUCCAUCUCUGGCAGUGCCGCAGUCGCAAGACGCAGACCGCUGCUGCCAGGCACCGCCUGCGAAGUGAACGGCUGGGCCGGUCAGUUCUCGGUGCAGGCCGUCGACUUCUCCAUACUCGCCAUCACGCUCAUUACGCUGCUCACCAUCCAGCUACGCUCCUUUGUCAUCUAUGCCUCCACCGCCACCAAGGCACUCAUAUGCCUUUGCAUCUGGAUCGUGCCGCUGUGCACCAGCCUCUUCGCAUGGCGGAAGCACUACUACGGGCCCGUUUCCGGCAACUGGUGCUGGAUCGAAAAGCAGUACCUGCGACAGCGCUACACCCUCAAUCACGGCUGGCGCUUUGCCAUUUUUUUCAUCUCACUCUGCACAUACAUCUACGUCUUCGUCUACAUGAGCCGCCGCCUGCGCCCCCAGAACCUCUCCAAUAUCAGCUGCAGCAUCCCCAGCGACGUCCCCAGCUUCAGCUUUGCGCGCGACACGCCCCUCGACACGGCCCACAACACGACCCCCCACACGGCCCCCCACACGGCCCCCGACCAGGAUCCGUACAGCACCGUGCACCCCGACACCCCCACCUCCCCGACCUCGACCCACAUCCUCGUGCACCUCGAAAAACGCCCCCCCUCCCUCACUGCGAUACCCGCGCGCCCGCGCCACGACCACGAGAUCAAAGUCGACCGCGAGAUCUGGCGCAUGCUCCUGCUCAACAUGUACCCGGUGACGUACCUGGUGCUGUGGAUCCCGGGCAUUGCGAACCGCAUCGCUGAGGGCAUGGGGCAUAAUGUGCGCGCGCUUACUGUUUUGCAGAGCUCGACGCAGUUUAUUGGGCUGGCGAAUGCGGGCGUCUAUGUGUACAAGGAGCAUGCGAGGGAUGUGAGGGAGUGGUGGGCCGGGGUGAGGGGGAGGAGCGGAAGGAGGGGAGAGGGAGAAGCGGAAGGAGGGGAGGGGUCGCAGGCGUGA
Didymella exigua CBS 183.55 is the source of this 1164-nucleotide messenger RNA. RefSeq lists its product as uncharacterized. Gene Ontology annotation, molecular function: G protein-coupled receptor activity. The transcript is spliced from 5 exons. Gene Ontology annotation, biological process: adenylate cyclase-activating G protein-coupled receptor signaling pathway. The coding region runs from base 1 to 1164 and encodes 387 amino acids. Gene Ontology annotation, cellular component: plasma membrane. The record is from RefSeq and is a predicted model, not a curated record. NCBI's taxonomy places the organism in Eukaryota, Fungi, Ascomycota, Dothideomycetes, Pleosporales, Didymellaceae.